Epithele typhae is the source of this 621-nucleotide messenger RNA. RefSeq lists its product as uncharacterized. NCBI's taxonomy places the organism in Eukaryota, Fungi, Basidiomycota, Agaricomycetes, Polyporales, Epitheliaceae. The record is from RefSeq and is a predicted model, not a curated record. The coding region runs from base 1 to 621 and encodes 206 amino acids. The transcript is spliced from 3 exons.
AUGGCUGCUCCGGCUGAAAUGACUUCCGGCGACCUCAGCGGCCAGUACUGGAUGAACAAGUCGCUGAGCGACGAUACGGAUGAUAUCUUGCGUUUGCAGGGCAUGAGCUGGUGGACGCGCCAAGCUAUCAGAAUGGCGACUGUCUAUCUCACCGUGAGGCACUACAAGGACGAUAACGGCGUCGAGCACAUCGACAUCGACCAGGUCCUCACCGGUGGCAUCGGCGCGUCCAACGAGUACCGCACCCUGGAUUGGACCGAGCGCCCGCACGACGACAAGAUCUUCGGGUCCGUACUCUCCAUGAGCCGGCGCACGCCCAUCGAGAACGUCGAGCGGGAGUGGCUGAAGAAGGACUGGCUGCCUGAGACUCUGGCUGACGGCCAGGUCAUCAACACCAUCGCGCGAACUGACCCCGAGAAGAACGGAAACAAAUGGUCUUCCGAGCAGACCUGGGGAUUCGAAGAUAUUGGCGGUGGGAAACGCUAUGUUCGACACGUCUACUUCCAUGGUCCCGGCGGCGAGGAGAUCAACGUACGCUUGGUGUACGACUACAGUGAGUUAUGCCUGCAUGUGUGCUCUGUUCGGUCUGACCAGGACUCCCCGUUAGCUGGGCCUGUCUGA